CCCCCUUUAAUCAGAGUUUUAUUUCCUUUAUUUCAUCAGGUGACAGCCAAUCAGAUUAGAAGAGAAACCAGCAGCAUGUUGGAGGAGAUCAAUUUCACUUCACGUCAGUUUCAGUUCCUCCUUUGUUUUUAACAGGACGCUGAAGUCUCGCUCUGGAAGCUGUUGCAAGAAGACGCCCGGGGGAAACGUGAGUCAGAGCUGGACAGAGGAGAGAGAGAGAGAGAGAGACCGUGUCCUUUCAGUCCAGGUCCGGCCCGUCUGCAGAUCCUCUGAUGAGGAAAUGAACAACUUCCUGUGAAUGUGUCUCCAUCCAGAGGACCAGAGAGGAAGUGUCCCUGAAGGCAACACGCCUGUGCGUGCUUCAUGUGGCGUGGGAGGAGUGACAGCCCUGAGAGGGUGCAGGAGAGAAGACGCAGUCAGCAGGUCGACGUGUUCAGGGCCGGUCUCCAGCUGCAGAACCAGGCAGGAUCACAGCUGUUUGGUGGCAGCAGGACCAGAGAGGGACGCCGAAGACCCGGCUGAGACGGACCUGAUGGCUCGAGCUCCAGGUGACCCCCCCAGCGGUUCCAGUCUGACCACCAAGGAGCUGCAGCAGAACUGGAGGGCCUUGAAGCAGGGCGAGCGACCCGUCCGGCUGCUGUUUGAGAUCCCGUCCACUCGGAUCGUCGAACACGCUCCGUCCAAACACGUGGUGUACAAGAUCGUGGUGAUGCGUUCUGGCAGCUUUGAUUCCCGCCAUGUGUCGGUGGAGCGCCGCUACAGCGAAUUUUCCCGCUUCCACCAUCAGCUGCUGGGGGAGUUCAGGGAGGAGCUGGAGGAGGUAGUUCUGCCCCGGAAACACCUGACCAGGAACUUCAGCCCUGAGGUCAUCUCCGAGCGCCGCCUCGCUUUGCAGGACUACUUGGCCAAACUGUACGCCAUCCGCUGCAUCCGGCAGUCUCCCCUUUUUUCCGGGUUCUUCACGGAGCCAGAGCAGAGGCGAGGACAUGGUCUGCUGCGAGCGGGACAGUUUCAGCUGGCCGUGGAGCAGCUGCAGACCGUUUUGGACAUCCAGGAGAAGCUCUUACCGUGGCAGAAGCCCACCCUGACCGUACCGACCCUUGCCGCCCUCGCCGUCUGCUACCGGGACCUGGAGGACCCAGAACAGGCGUUUGCCGCCGCUCAGAGCGCUCUGCCUGCGGUGAGACGCUACGGGCUGAAACACUACAGAGCCGCGCUGCUGGACCUGAUGGUGGACACGGGAUACCAGCUGGGCCGACCCGUGGCCCAACUGCAGGACGAGCUGACCAUCCUGAGGGACGCCGAGAGGGGGGAGGUGUCCUCCCGCUCUCUGAAGGAGCUGGUGGUCCAGGAGUUCGUCUGAGGACGGAGGAGGUGAUCAAUACACAAACUAGUGGCGCCGUUACUCUGAUCGGCUGAUCGUUUGAUGGACCGAUCGGCGAUCGACUUCCUGAUCGACGCAUCAGAUUCUACAGAAGCUGCAGAAAUGGAACUAGAAUCAACACAGGAAGCAGCUCCUCAGCGUCCCUCUGUUCAACAGCUGAUGGCUUUGAAUCUUCAGUGAUUUAUUCAAUUUUUAUUAUACCUUCAUUUCACCAGGGAAGUUAAUUCAGAACAGAUUCUGGGAGGAGAGGAAGGCCUCCUGAAGCGAACAGGUACAUCUAAAUAAAACAAAAUACACAACAAACACAAAAGACGCAGGACAACAACAAACCUUAUAAACCAGGUACGAAGACACCAAAGGAAGGAAUAAUGGAAGACAUGAUAACAAACUAAGACAUGUGCUGAUGUACAGGGAGGAGAUGAAGGUUGAUGUUUGUGAACAUCAUUUAUGUCAGCAGGUGCUGGCUGUUCACCCUCUGCAGGAAACAAAGAGAACCUGCAGAGGAACUUUCAUCACAAACUGUUUCAACUACACACAAAGGAAACGCCACAAUUACUCAACAUGCUUCACUGUGUGUGGUCACCUCAUCUCAGAGACAGAGACAGGCGGGACUAUUUAAAAGCUGCUCAUUCUUAAAUGUGAGGCGAUGCUGCAUUGAGGUUACUUAUCCUUGUAGCAGUAUUAAACCCCCUGAAACACCUUCAGUGUAACUGACGCAUGACCUGCAGGGAACUCUGGGUAAUAAUCAGGCAGGGCUGAGUAAUACGAUGAAAAUGUUAUCACGAUAGAAACUUUCAUAUCAAAUCAAUAAUUAUCAGGAUAAAUGUCAGAUCUUUAUUUCUUUCAGGUCUGUUAUUAUAGGAACAAACAGAGGAUCACUUCACAGAUCUGAGGCCGAACUUUCUGAACUGUUCUGAUGAAAUCUGUUUCCAACAAAUCUGCAUGAGGAAAAUUAAGUUAAUCUUUUUUUCAUCAACUAUAUAAAUGUCUUAAUAGGAAAUGUAAUGCUGAUUCGUUCAUGAUUCAAAUAAAUUAAAUCAAAUAUU
This is a messenger RNA of Micropterus dolomieu (smallmouth bass), 2430 nucleotides long. It is a transcript of the gene snx20, whose product is annotated as sorting nexin 20. Gene Ontology annotation, cellular component: early endosome membrane. The transcript is spliced from 4 exons. Gene Ontology annotation, biological process: protein transport. The record is from RefSeq and is a predicted model, not a curated record. NCBI's taxonomy places the organism in Eukaryota, Metazoa, Chordata, Actinopteri, Centrarchiformes, Centrarchidae. Gene Ontology annotation, molecular function: phosphatidylinositol phosphate binding; protein binding. Bases 299 to 1363 code for a protein of 354 amino acids.